This is a messenger RNA of Colletotrichum navitas, 612 nucleotides long. RefSeq lists its product as uncharacterized. Bases 57 to 464 code for a protein of 135 amino acids. The transcript has 2 exons. NCBI's taxonomy places the organism in Eukaryota, Fungi, Ascomycota, Sordariomycetes, Glomerellales, Glomerellaceae. The record is from RefSeq and is a predicted model, not a curated record.
AUUUGCGCCUUCCAAUAUGUAGUUCCAGGCUGACCAAAGUAGUAUAGACAAUCAGAAUGUCUGAGAAUACCGCUCCUACUCCGUCGCAAAGCGACAUAAACUUCAUGAUCCAGAUCUUCCAGCACAUGACGGAGAAGCCUGCCAUCGACUGGCAGAGCUUCGCUGACGCUGCAGGCUUCAAGAACACAACCGUCGCCCAUACUCGAUGGGGCCAGAUCAAGCGCAAGUUCAACAACUCCACCAUCCAGACCACUCCGAAGAAGGCUGCCUCCAAGGCCUCCCCCAGCACCCCUGGCUCCACGUCCAAGGUCAAGAAAGCUGCCGGUCGCGUUGGCGCAAAGGCCAACAAGGGUAAGAACGCGGUCAAGGCGGAGGCGGAUGCCCAUGAUGAGGAAGAGGACGAGAAGGCGGUUGACAGCCCCAUCAAGGCGGAGUGCGUCAAGUUCGAGGACACAUACAUCUAAGCCACUUUUGCACGAGGCAUUUAAGAUCCAUUAGAUGCUUCUUGCGAUACGUUUGAGGUCCGGGAUUGGGGAAAGGGGUAGGGUGGUUCUCAGAUUCAAGCUUGUAUGCCGCUAGGGAGAUUGCCGCAUGCGUCAGGCAUAUGCGUCC